Lachancea fermentati is the source of this 360-nucleotide messenger RNA. The record is from the annotation of a GenBank genome assembly. Lineage: Eukaryota; Fungi; Ascomycota; Saccharomycetes; Saccharomycetales; Saccharomycetaceae.
AUGGGAGGGCAAGUUCAACCUAUCCACUAUGACCCUGACUCCGUAAAACAGCUAUCUAAGGAGAUUCUAGUUGCUUCUGGAAUUGGCGCUCUAAAGGGCGCAGUAGUUGGUAUUACUACCGCUUUGCUACUACGUAGAUUUUCAACAACUUACCGCAAUGUGAGAACGCAAGUUCGUGUGUUCUAUCACUGCUCGUGGAUAUCAAUGGGGGCAGUUUUUUAUGCCGAUAAGCAACUAUUGAAGUUCCAAAGCAACUAUUACGAAAACGAACUGAAAAGAAGAUCAAGAAUUCUUGACGAAGCUGCAGAUCGGGGUAUCUUUCUUGAGGAAGACUCUGCUGUAACUAGUACUACAUCGUAA